This is a messenger RNA of Caenorhabditis elegans, 776 nucleotides long. It is a transcript of the gene F17C11.4, whose product is annotated as OB domain-containing protein. NCBI's taxonomy places the organism in Eukaryota, Metazoa, Nematoda, Chromadorea, Rhabditida, Rhabditidae. The transcript is spliced from 4 exons. The record is from RefSeq and is marked reviewed. The coding region runs from base 84 to 611 and encodes 175 amino acids.
UUUGGUCCUCUCACCCAGGCUUUUCUAUCCCUCUUCCUUCUUCAUUUUCUAGUGUCUCAGUGUGUUCUCUGGUUUAUCAAAAAAUGCCUCGCCAACGACGUCAAGGAAUUGUGUAUGAUGUUCGCGAGCAAGGAACUGCUCGUCUGAUUUUCGAUGAAAAUCGGACCAAAUUUGAUGGAGUCCUCGAGACGAUUUCUGGUGAGACAAUGUUGGUCCGUGGCCGUGUGACGUCACCGACUGAUCUGGCAAGCACCUCGGCAACCACUGAUGGAAGUAUCGUAAUGGAUAUAGAUGUUGUGGAUGGCGAGGAAGGGUCUGCAUUUCAUGUGACUGGUGUCAAGGUUCUUGUCGAUGAGCAUUAUGCGGCAAUCGAUUCGACAGCCAUCAAGUUUGAAGCACUUGAUCGUUUGAUUGGCAUGAAAGCAGCAGUCGAAAUUCAACAACACAUCAGUCCAGAAAUUGCCUAUGAUUCAAAAGAAGUUUUUAUUGGGAAAAUGCAAAUUCAUCUUCUGACUUCGCAUCGCCCAUCUCCGUCGUCUCGCCGUGAAUCUGUUUGUGCUGAGAACAACGAUAUCAAGAUUCUUGAGGUGUCCGAUGACUUUUUGGCUUAGAUUUUCAAUUUUUUAAAAAUUCGGGUUGUCCUGUUUUCAAUGCUCAUUCCCCCUAAAUUGUUAGUUUCCACCGGAUAGCUGUUUUAUUUUCGUCUUUCUUUUUAUACUAAUUCUGCUUUUUCAACAAACACUUUUGAACUUGUUAAAUAUAAAAUUUUAUUGCCC